This is a messenger RNA of Paramacrobiotus metropolitanus, 2209 nucleotides long. Its product is annotated as matrix metalloproteinase-14-like. Gene Ontology annotation, biological process: proteolysis; extracellular matrix organization; collagen catabolic process. Bases 330 to 1973 code for a protein of 547 amino acids. Gene Ontology annotation, cellular component: extracellular matrix. The transcript is spliced from 9 exons. Gene Ontology annotation, molecular function: metalloendopeptidase activity; zinc ion binding. NCBI's taxonomy places the organism in Eukaryota, Metazoa, Tardigrada, Eutardigrada, Parachela, Macrobiotidae. The record is from RefSeq and is a predicted model, not a curated record.
CCAUGGUGGUUGUCGAUUAAAUUAGUGAAUGCAGCUGACAAAUGAAAUCUCCAAGCCAUAUAAUUAUACCAUUUACCUAUCUUUAUUUCGUUGAUGCUGUGUAUUAGGCAUUAUGCAUUAAGGUACACUGCAUAGUUUUUAAAUGUAAUCAUUUUUUACGUUAAAUAUUUUAAGCGUUUUUGCUGGAUUUGUCUUGGCCGAUUAAAUUUGGGCUGGGCAGUAAGACUGUAACCGCUGUGAGUUUUGGGUAGUCGCGUUCGACUAGUUUAAGUACAAUUGCUGAUUGUAUUUCUUUUCUUAAUGAGAUCAGUACAUUAAGGUCAAUUACCAUGCGCUUUCGCUGGACUGCUGUUGUAAAGUGUGCACUUCCUGUUAUUGCCAUCAUUCUGUUAUACCAUGCUUCUCCAGCGGAGGGGAGAUCGCUUCGUCGAGAAGAACGAGGAAUAACCGAAGCUUUCCAAAAGGCUAAAGGUUUUUUGCAAGACUAUGGGUGGUUACCAAAAUGGAAUCCAGAAAAUUUUCGCGAGGCCACUGGCCGCGUACUGCGAAAAGUGAUAAAAAAAUUUCAGAGAUUCUUCGGCCUUCGAGAAACAGGCGAAUUGGACAUUCCAACUGUGACUCUCAUGAAUUCGCCGCGUUGCGGAGUGGAAGACAAUAUGCAGGUGGUGGACGCGCAGAUUGAAGCGGAAGAAGGCCCGGAUCCGGAAUCGAAUAAUCCCAACGAUAACAGUGCUACCAUGGCGCGUCGAAAGCGAUAUAUUAUUCAGGAUUCCGUGCUGCAGGGCCAGAAAUGGCAACGGCGCGAUCUAAAAUACCGUGUCACGCAGUACAGUAGCAAGAUUGACCGGGCGACCGUCGAUGGGGUUUUUCGCAAAGCGUUUUUUGAAUGGGAAAAAGCCGGUCCGUUCAACAUCACUCUGAAACCGGAUGGGCCGGUGCACAUCGAUAUUAAAUUCGCACCGGGUGAUGGUCCAGGCAAAGCUCUGGCCUACGCAUACGGACCUGGUCCAGGUAUCGGAGGAGAUAUGAGAUUUGAUGAGUACGAGGACUGGACAGUGCGCAGUGCGAGCGGACAAAAUCUGUAUAUGGUGGCAUUACAUGAAAUCGGGCAUACAUUUGGAUUAGACCACUCAAACGUUAAGGGAGCUAUCAUGAAUCCGUAUUAUUCCGGUUAUGUGCAAGGAAAGUCCCUGCAGCCGGAUGACAUUGCCGGGAUUCAAGCAAUUUAUGGUCCUCGAACGCAAAGGCCGGCGCCACCCGCAGCACCGACAGCUGCAAAAAUGAUAGCCGAGCAGACCGGAAGAGAACGACGCGGAAAGCUAUCGGCACUAUACCGCGAUGUGUGCAACAUGGGAGAAAAUGAAAAGGUCAUCGACGGAGUGACAAUUACCGAAGACAGACGCGUAUAUGCCUUCAAGGGGAAAUACUUCUUUGAGUUAUCCCAAGAUAGUUCUCGCUCACAGCCAGAGCCAAUUUCGCAAGGUUGGGUGGGGCUACCGGAAACGAUUGACACCGUGUUCACUGGACCGGAAGGAUAUACAUUCUUUUUCAAGGGUGAUCAAGUAUACAGGUUCAAAAACCGGCAAAUGCAAUCCGGCUAUCCACGGCCAAUAAGCCAAGCAUUCCCCGGCGUUCCCAGUAAUCUGGAUGCCGUAUUCUUUUAUUUACCAAACAGAAAGAUCUACUUUAUCAAAGGCGGCCAGUAUUAUCGAUUCGAAGCGGGAACGGAAAGAAGAGUGGCAGACGGCUAUCCGAAAAAUCUAUCCGAGUGGAAGAAGCUACCCGGCCACAUCGAUGCUGCGGUUAUGUGGCGUGAUGGUCGAACAUAUUUCUUCGCCGGGAAGAACUAUUAUAAAUUCAAUGACGCAAAAUUCGCCGUGGAAGAUGGAUAUCCCAAGCCGACCGCCUCGUGGUGGUUUUCCUGUCCUGAAGAAACUUCUGAAGUGGAAGCGGCUACAGAAUCGCCAGUCUGACUGUAGCAUUCAGCACAACAUUCUUCAAUUAUAAAAAUAUUCAACUACAAAACUUAACCGUGAAACCGGUAUAAUUGUAGCUGGGUCUGUCGGCAAAAGCAAGAGUGCUCAAGUUAGACAAUGUCUGAAAACAAAAUGUUCUUUCACAAAAAGGUAACGCCGUUGAUGAUUCAGAGCAAAUACUGAAAAGAGCAGCCUGAAACCAUUUUGAACAAAAAUAAAAACAGGAACUGGAA